Molecule: messenger RNA, 1775 nt
Organism: Chaetura pelagica (chimney swift)
Lineage: Eukaryota; Metazoa; Chordata; Aves; Apodiformes; Apodidae
Gene: ZBTB2
Product: zinc finger and BTB domain containing 2
Exons: 2
Coding region: 58-1626 (522 amino acids)
Biological process (GO): regulation of transcription by RNA polymerase II
Cellular component (GO): nucleus
Molecular function (GO): RNA polymerase II cis-regulatory region sequence-specific DNA binding; DNA-binding transcription factor activity, RNA polymerase II-specific; protein binding
Source: RefSeq, a predicted model, not a curated record
AAAUGCCUGUUAAGAGAUGUCUACUGUUGCAUCUAUGCAACUACUGUUGAGUUUUACAUGGAAGUAAUUUGCUUUUCAGAGAUUAAAAAAAUGGAUUUGGCCAACCAUGGACUUAUUCUGCUGCAGCAACUAAAUGCUCAGAGAGAGUUCGGUUUCCUCUGUGACUGCACAGUUGCUAUUGGUGAUGUCUACUUCAAGGCACACAAAUCGGUCCUUGCUUCUUUCUCCAACUACUUCAAGAUGUUGUUUGUUCAUCAAACCAGUGAAUGUGUCCGUUUGAAAGCGACUGACAUACAGCCAGAUAUCUUCAGUUAUCUCUUGCAUUUGAUGUACACUGGGAAGAUGGCACCACAACUCAUUGACCCAGUUCGACUAGAACAGGGAAUAAAGUUUCUGCAUGCAUAUCCACUAAUUCAAGAGGCCAGCCUUGCAAGUCAGGGAACUUUUUCUCACCCGGAUCAAGUUUUUCCAUUAGCAUCUUCAUUAUAUGGCAUUCAGAUCGCAGAUCACCAGAUAAGACAUCCCACUAAGGUUACAUCAGCAACUGACAAACUCGGGCGAGAACCAAGACCACAGACAUCACGGAUGAACCAAGAGCAGGUUUCUGAAGGUUCACAGCUCUCGCAGUUAGCUACCACUCUGCCGCAAGUGACCAGGACAAAUAUGUCCACUUCUGACCCAUUGCCAUCUUCUUUAUCUCCAGAAUUGGUGUCUGCUGCUGGUAAUAACUCACCUGCAGGAGAAGAGGCCAACAUGGAAGCAUCUUCUUCAGAUGAACAACCUGCCCCACUCACAAUAGCACACGUCAAGCCAAGCAUUAUGAAAAGGAAUGGAAGCUUCCCAAAAUACUAUGCCUGCCACCUCUGUGGCCGCCGGUUCAAUUUGCGAAGUAGUUUGCGUGAGCACCUGCAGAUUCACACAGGGGUUCCCUUCACGUCUAGCCAGCAAGGAGAAAGCAAUAUGUCUUUGUCUCUCUGUAACAACACAGCUGAUAAAGAUGCUGUGGAAGUGCCUGAAGCAGGGAUGAUUAGUGACAGCGAGCUGCAGCAGAUCUCAGACUCCCCGAUAAUUGAUGGCCAGCAGCAGUCAGAGACACCACCCCCCUCCGAUAUUGCAGACAUAGACAACUUGGAGCAGGCAGAUCAAGAGAGGGAAGUAAAAAGACGGAAAUACGAGUGUUCCAUCUGUGGUCGCAAAUUUAUUCAGAAAAGCCACUGGAGGGAGCACAUGUACAUACACACUGGUAAGCCCUUCAAGUGCAGCACUUGUGACAAAAGCUUUUGUAGGGCUAACCAGGCUGCCAGACAUGUGUGCCUAAACCAGAGCAUGGACACGUACACCAUGGUGGACAAACAGACUCUGGAACUCUGUACUUUUGAGGAAGGCAGUCAAAUGGACAACAUGCUAGUACAGACCAACAAGCCCUACAAAUGUAACUUGUGUGACAAAACGUUUUCAACUCCCAAUGAAGUAGUCAAACAUUCGUGCCAAAAUCAAAACUCUGUCUUUACGCUAGAAGAAGAUCGCUCCAUUCUGCUAGGUAGUGGGGACACAGAAGCCACAGAGACUGAUAAUGCAGUGUUAGCCUCCAUCAAAAAGGAGCAGGAAGCAGUGUUGUUAGACUGAAUGUGAAACCUAUAUAAAUUUUUUAAAGUUUCUUUACUCAUUUUUUAUUAAAUCGAUUUUUUCCUCCCCAAACCUCUUACCUCACUUAUCCCUGCCAUCUUUUCCACCAGCCUCCUUCCCACCCUUUGUCUUCAGCAACCUGAACUGUA